UUUGGUCACACUUGGAUCAGCGAGUUUUGGAAGAAGUGAUUUUCAUUAAGAUUUCUUAUUUUUAAACGGACAUGUGUGAUUGGGUUAAGAAAGCAGAGGACCAGGAAGUGUCUAAGCUGGUCGACCAACUGAACAUAGAAUCCGGUAUUGCUCUAGAUCAGAAAGAGAAACGGGGAAAUAAUAAAAAGGCGGGCACAAUUGUUGAUGAGAACGAGAUCGAUUUCGCUGAUCCAGCCGAAACCAGUCUCCUUAUUAAAAUAUUAGGAAAGGGUCUGGUAAAUACGAAGUUAUCGCUCGACAUUCAACAAAAAAAUCCGAAUUCGCCAUUACAUUCUGUUAAAACCUUUGAGGCUUUACACCUAAAAUCGUCUCUUUUAAAAGGAAUAUACGCAAUGGGAUUUAAUACGCCAUCGAAAAUUCAAGAAACAGCCUUGCCAACUCUUCUUGCGGAUCCACCACAAAAUAUGAUAGCACAAAGUCAGUCGGGAACAGGAAAAACAGCAGCAUUUGUUUUGGCCAUGCUUAGUCGUGUGAACGUUAGCUUAAAUCAUCCUCAGGUUCUUUGCUUAUCCCCUACAUACGAGUUGGCUAUUCAAACUGGUGAAGUCGCAGCACGGAUGGGACAAUUUUGUCCGGAUAUUAAACUAAGAUUUGCAGUCCGAGGUGAAGAAGUUAAUCGCAGUAAAAAAAUUGAGGAACAUAUUCUUAUUGGAACCCCCGGAAAACUUUUAGACUGGGGCUUAAAAUUUCGUCUAUUCGAGAUGAAAAAAAUAACCGUUUUUGUGUUAGAUGAAGCAGAUGUCAUGAUAGCCACCCAGGGUCAUCAUGAUCAAUGUAUUAGAAUACACAAAAUGCUGAAUCCAAAGUGCCAAAUGUUGUUUUUCUCCGCGACAUAUGAUAAGGAAGUAAUGGACUUUGCUCGUCUGAUUGUUGCAGAUCCUACUGUAAUAAGGUAUUUUUACAUCGCACUAUUUAGAAUUAUAUUUUAAACGAGAAAGAAGAACCGAUAUUCAGUUUUGAAUAAAGCCACGAUUUAUGUAAA
This is a messenger RNA of Drosophila eugracilis, 1042 nucleotides long. RefSeq names its product DEAD-box helicase Dbp80 (gene Dbp80). The transcript is spliced from 7 exons. The record is from RefSeq and is a predicted model, not a curated record. Gene Ontology annotation, cellular component: cytoplasmic stress granule; nucleus. Lineage: Eukaryota; Metazoa; Arthropoda; Insecta; Diptera; Drosophilidae. Bases 72 to 989 code for a protein of 305 amino acids. Gene Ontology annotation, molecular function: RNA helicase activity; ATP binding; RNA binding. Gene Ontology annotation, biological process: poly(A)+ mRNA export from nucleus.